Molecule: messenger RNA, 798 nt
Organism: Coccidioides posadasii C735 delta SOWgp
Lineage: Eukaryota; Fungi; Ascomycota; Eurotiomycetes; Onygenales; Onygenaceae
Product: mitochondrial 37S ribosomal protein mS37
Biological process (GO): mitochondrial translation
Cellular component (GO): mitochondrial small ribosomal subunit
Molecular function (GO): structural constituent of ribosome
Source: RefSeq, a predicted model, not a curated record
GUCGAGAGCAACGGGCUUCAUAGGGGCGUCAAUUGGGCUAGAGAUCUAUGAUCCCUCUUCGAACUGAGUCAAUGCAACUGUGACGAGAGUGAUUAGGCUUUCUGCUCUAUUGUUUUCUUACCUCCACUCUACACCCAUACCACCCUACGCGAUUAGAAACCUUUGCCAGAUCCGCCAUGCCUCCAAAGCCGGUUCCAACGCGCAUGAAGCCUGUGCGGCUACAGACAAUCCAGAGUCUAAGAAUUCAAAGGCCAAACAAGCAAGAGCAGAGCCCAUGCCAGACUGCCAUGAGCGCUGUCUUGAAUUGCUGGGCGUCAGCGGGGCAUAACAUUCAGGGAUGCCACGCCCUAGAGGACCAGUUACGACAGUGCAUGGACACAGCUAAAUACCAAAAGCCGAAAAAGAGCACGAUCAACUAUCAUCUUAUGCGCAUGUUCCCCAAGAUCUCGGGCCCGAGGAAAAAGGACUAAGCUCUUGUCGACUUUCUCGUUAUUGGCCAUGUUACUGGAUAUAGGAUAUUCGAGCCCGAAAGGUUGUUCGCGAAGUAAAUGACAGCAAAAUACGAGUGUUAUGUCGUCCGGUCCUAAAUGCCGUUAAAGCCGUGACUGUGUCGGAGGAAUGUACAAUUUAGCAUAUGGAUGGAGUUUGAUGGGAAAAUUUUGGUCUCCCUUUUUUGGUCCUUUUUUGUUUUUCUUUGGGGAGAAUGGGGGUGGUUUCUUAGCCAGGAUGAUCUUAUUGAAAUUCCUUGUCGGGAUAUAUACUGUAUAUUAAAUUCUGAGAUGUUGACUUUUGAAUAGA